GCAUUUUUUUGCAGAUGGCUUCAUCGAACAGUAGUCAGUGGACCAAAGAUGCAGCCGACCAGAAUUUCGAUUAUAUGUUUAAAUUGCUCAUAAUCGGCAAUUCAAGCGUUGGCAAAACCUCAUUCUUAUUCCGAUAUGCGGAUGAUUCCUUCACAUCGGCAUUUGUUUCGACGGUAGGGAUUGAUUUUAAGGUGAAGACCGUCUUCAGGCAAGAUAAAAGGGUAAAGCUGCAAAUAUGGGAUACAGCUGGACAAGAACGGUGAGCUUUUUAUUAGUGUUUAUGCUCUUUUCCAACUCAUUCUGAAUAAUCAAGGUAUAUUACAGUAUAUUUUGAAAUCAUCAGGUGAUUAAUUAAUUUUUCGUAUUCCGCCAUCUUGAUACGUUUAUUAAAUUUUCCUUGUUUUAUAUAACAAGAUUUUAUACAUCUUAAUAAUUAGAUAUAUUAAUCUAAUACUAUAAACUCUUUACUCGAGUAUGAUCUAUUCAAAAAGCAAACGUAUUAUUGAUUCAGAGUUUGAUUGAGUACUUUUGUUUUUUAUAAUUUUAUAGUUGUAUGUUAUUUUCCAUGAAAACAGGAAAGACAAUUUUAUGGCUUUAUUUAUUGGUUUUGAGAAGAAUACCUUGAUUUUGAAUAUUUUAUUAGUUCAGUAAUCAAUAACGAGUACAAUUUGAAAUUAAUCUUUGCAGAUACAGAACAAUAACGACAGCCUAUUAUCGGGGGGCUAUGGGAUUUAUUCUUAUGUAUGAUAUCACGAAUGAGGAGUCGUUUAACGCUGUUCACGAUUGGUGCACUCAGAUCAAGACCUAUUCGUGGGACAACGCGCAAGUGGUGCUGGUCGGUAAUAAAUGCGAUCUGGAAGAUGAAAGAGUUGUUUCAACUGAACGCGGCAAACAAUUGGCCGAUCAAUUAGGUCUGGAAUUCUUCGAAACAUCAGCAAAGGAUAACAUAAAUGUGAAGGCUGUUUUUGAGCGGCUCGUUGAUAUUAUAUGCGAUAAAAUGAGCGAAAGUCUCGAUUCGGAUCCGAGCAUAAUGAAUAAUCAGCAAACUCGACGACUAACGGAUAAUCAAUCCGGUCAGGGCGCUCAGUCAAGUUGUCAAUGUUAGAAUAAAAAAGCAAAGCAAAAAAGUAUAAAAAGAAUAUGUAGAUGAAAACUAAUCUAAAAUCAUCAAACAAAAAAAAAAAAGAAUCAACCAAAAAUUAUUCCCACUCUAAUGCUACUAUAACUACUAUAUUACUACUAUUACUACUACUACUACUACUACUACUAUUCAAGCAAAAAAAAAAAAAGAAUAAUUUUAUGUUCAUUUCUUCUGUUAUACCUAUUAACUUAUUUUUUUUUCGUGCGUUUUAUCUAGCGCUUCUAUCAUAAAUAUGGAAAAAAAAAGACGCAUUCCAAAAAGAAAAAUUAAAAAAGACGUUUUUUUUUGUUAAUAAAAAAAAAACGACAAACCUAGUCAUGUAGGCCUGUAGAAUAACGUCAAAAUCGAGCACGACAAAAAUGUAAAAUUUUUAACUCGUAGCGUUAUUAUAGACUGUGAUUAAUUUUACUCGUUAGUUAAGUGUGUUUGAGUGUCAAUGUGAAUAUAGAACGUUUUAAAAUUAUUUAGAAGAUAACAAUUUUAAUCAGUAAAAUAUUCGAGAGAAUACAAAAUUCGAUAAAAGUUAAUUAAAAUGAAACAUUUGAAGAGAAAAACGCUAUAAAAUAUGUUGAAUUUUAUUCAAUGUAGACUCUAUGCCUGAAAUUGAAGUAUAAACCAUAAAAGGGAUUUAUCUUUUGUUGAUAUUAUAGCGUAGGGUAUAAGGUUAUCAAUUAUUUUAAGUUAGACCUAUUCAGGCAAGAUUUAGAAAGGCGUCUAAUUUUAAGGUGAAGAAAAGUGUCCUUCAUUUAACCCUCCAUCGAAUUUGAACUUAACAAUCAGGUGAACAGUCGUGGGACGACUGAAUUGGAAUCGAUUUGUUGCAAAGCGAAGUAAUUGUUUUGACGUACUUUAUAAAGGGAGAGAGAGGGAGAGGGAAAGGGGAAUAGCCCGAUUAGCAGAUAAAUGUAUUCUCUUAUUAAACCAACCAUAAAUCGUUGCAUAAGAGAAGAAUAUGUAGUUCUUUCUCGACAAGAUUUCAUAAAUAUUUUAUGGCAAUGAAAUGUAACAACAUUUAUUAUCUCUUCUUCAACAAAAUAGCGCUUUGUUAUAUGUCCAGAUACUGUAGGACUACAUUUUUACGGACUGUAUGCUGGUGAUAAAAACCAAAUCCAAUUAUAGAGUACGGCUGAGACCAUAUAUUUCAAAAUAUCCUUUAACAUCACAUUUAUGCUGUUUGCAUAUAUUUUCUUUGUUAAUUUGGUGAAUUUUGUGGAGAAAUGAUUCAUGCUUUACGUCAUCAUCGUUCAUUGUAUAGCUGCCCUGGAUUCCUUAUAAUCUAGGGCUUUUUUCCAGACUUCAGCGCUCAACUAUUCUUUCCGCUUUUCCUAGCAAUGUCAGCUUGACUGUAAACUGCUAUUGGAUAGUAUUGGAUGAAAAUCUUAAAUAGGAUUGGAUAAAAUUAAAAUAAUUAGCUGUUUUCUUUGAAAAACAAAUCCGUCUUGAUUAGUUUCAAUCUCCUAAUUUUACCAUUACUUUCUCCCUAUAUCAGAGAAAGAAAAUGCUUAAAUUAAAAUAUAAGGAUACUUUUUCUCUUUAAAGAAGAAGCAUCUAAAUUUUCUUGUUAUACUCUCAUUUAUCGUUUAACUUUUGAUAAAAGUAAAGUAAUUCAAGGGGUAAUUUUAGGUG
Dimorphilus gyrociliatus is the source of this 2767-nucleotide messenger RNA. The record is from the annotation of a GenBank genome assembly. Lineage: Eukaryota; Metazoa; Annelida; Polychaeta; Dinophilidae.